This is a messenger RNA of Arthroderma uncinatum, 1338 nucleotides long. RefSeq lists its product as uncharacterized. The transcript has 4 exons. The record is from RefSeq and is a predicted model, not a curated record. Lineage: Eukaryota; Fungi; Ascomycota; Eurotiomycetes; Onygenales; Arthrodermataceae. The coding region runs from base 1 to 1338 and encodes 445 amino acids.
AUGAACGAUAGGCAGUCGGCCUCAAUGCCAAAUAAAAAGCGAAAGAAAAUGGACAGUGGUCGAUCACCUGUGAAUGGCGCCGAAUUUCGGCUGCCGCAAGGAUCUCGGAACAGAAAUCCUCUUCCAGCAGAGCGUCCAUCGACGGCAACUGCAGAUAAUGCCCAACAGGCCAGUGAACUGCGCAAGGAGGUAGCAGAACUUCAGCAUCAGCUGCAAUUAAGGACACGGCUCUUGGGGAAGGAGCGUGAAGAGUUUCAGAAUAAUCUUCGAAAAAUCUAUCAGGGCUUUUAUGUUGUCAUUUGUAAGGAACGACAAGAACGCGACACAACCAAUUGGACCAGGAAAAUUGCAGGCUUGGAAGUUACCAUUGAGGAUAUGACAAAAGAAAUGCAGGGUUUAAAGAUUGAGCUUGCCACUCAAAGGGAACAAAUUCGCGUAGCUCAAGAGAACGCAUUUAAACGAUUGGAGGAGGCCCAAUGGACUCCCCUCGAAGACAGUGAUGUCCGUGCACAGCUUAAGGGCCUCGAAAGCGCCAUAAGAGUUUGGGCUCGAGACUAUUCAAAUAGAAACCUCUUCACGGAACAGUUGUCGAGUGUAGUCCUGGAAACCCUAGGUGCAGAACUACAGGGGCAGUUGCAUGGGGGCAGGCAAAUGAUCGAUACCGUCAGGGCAAUGAGUAAGAGUGCAGACAAGAUACCAUUCAUUUUAACACAGUCGAUCCUCUCGGUCUAUGUGUUUCGAUACCUGGUCGCGGAUCCCUUCCAUUUCGUUCAAGAGAUGGGACUCAACGGAGAGUGGACUGGAACACUUGGGGUGGAACUGAAUGGAUUGUAUGGCGAAUUGCAAAAUGUUGACCGCCCUCACGCCCAUUGGUGGCGCUGUCAGACUCUCCGGCUACUUGACGGACUGGAAGCAAAAAAUCAUGCAGAGUCAAAUAUUAGUGCGAUGCGGAAAUGGACAUGUGAACACAUAGCACAAAUUCUUCUCAAUACGCUUACAUCUUCAACUUGUGGUUCACUUCCUAUGGAUGAGGCUGCACGGAGGCAUGAUAAGUUAGUUUCCCUGCUGAUGACUGCGAGCGCACUGUCGACCCGCCUCUGGACGCAGCGGACCGAUGUACGCUGCACAUUUUUCCACAACAAGGAGCAAUUCUAUGUAAAAUCGCCCGACAUGCUUGCACAUCGUCUACACAAGCUCAACGUCGGCGAUACUCGUCUCGAUUGUCACGAUUUGCUUCUAACCGUACAGCCUGCGAUAACUGCACACGGAAACUCUGAUGGGGACAAUUAUCAUGAGGAAAAAGUAUGGUUAAAGGGUAUUGUCUUCAUCGAGGAGUAA